Molecule: messenger RNA, 711 nt
Organism: Symbiodinium sp. CCMP2456
Lineage: Eukaryota; Dinophyceae; Suessiales; Symbiodiniaceae
Source: the annotation of a GenBank genome assembly
AUGCUUUGCACUGUGGGACUCUUUGUAGCCGGGGCUGCAUUUCCUGCAUGGGCGUCGGCCCACCUCGCCCAGAUGGCGCACUCUGUCUCGCUCAUGGUGCGGCAGACUGCAGCAUCCUUGAAAUCUUUAGACACGCUCUUGGAGGCAGAUCAGCAGUUCUACGUGAUUCUGUCACUCCGCACUUGUCCUCAGGGGCGGCCUUUGUUACCCUGCAGAUCGCCAGAGUACAUGGUUGGUCGCAGUGAGGAUCAUUCGGUGGUCGUGCUCGACCUGCCUUCUGGAAGCCCUGAGUCUUUGUAUCCAGCUUGGUACCGCCCGGUGGGAGAGUUUGACUUCCCAAGCUUCUUGCAGAUGUUCCUCAUCUCUAUCGGUUGCUCAGAGGUGCACGUGUACAACACCAUGGAUGGAGCACUGCUGGUCCCAUACCAGGCGGUUGUCCAGAGAAGCCAGUGGAAUACACUGGCCUCACGAUUCGAUGCAGCUUGGAAGGUGCACAAGACGGCGUACCGGAAGUUGAACAGCUCCAAGCAUGCGCCGACAAUCUCAGAGGGCCGCAGCCCGCGCUUUGCUGAAGUCGCGGACGAUGCGAUGGAUAAUCCGCCGGCGCUUUCUCUCAGCAGUUUGAUCAGUGUGCACAACACCUUCAUAGAGGUCGAAGAUGGCGAUCUCGAUGCUGACGAGCCGGAGUGGUGUCGAAACAAGAGCGUGUGA